Messenger RNA from Callorhinchus milii (elephant shark), 3351 nucleotides. RefSeq names its product receptor-interacting serine-threonine kinase 2 (gene ripk2). Bases 81 to 1799 code for a protein of 572 amino acids. Lineage: Eukaryota; Metazoa; Chordata; Chondrichthyes; Chimaeriformes; Callorhinchidae. The transcript has 11 exons. Gene Ontology annotation, molecular function: ATP binding; JUN kinase kinase kinase activity. Gene Ontology annotation, biological process: positive regulation of canonical NF-kappaB signal transduction; regulation of apoptotic process; innate immune response. The record is from RefSeq and is a predicted model, not a curated record.
GGGGAGCUGAGGGCAGGGCGGGGCGGGGCGGGGGCUGUGAGUUGGGGUUUGCGCGGUGCAUGUGUUUUUGAAAAGCUGCAAUGGAGGAUUCGCGAGGAGAGAGCUUAUCCGACAUCUCUUCCACUCUGGACGUGAUCCCUUACCAGAAGCUGGUGGACUUGCAUUACAUUAACAAAGGAGGCUAUGGCGUGGUGUACAGAGCCCGGCACAGCGACUGGAGGAUAACCGUGGCGGUCAAGUGCCUGCAGUUCGACAGUCCUGUGGGGGAAGGGGAAAGAAACAGCCUUCUAAAAGAAGCAGAAGUCCUCCACAGGGCCAGAUUUUCGCACAUAAUCCCAAUAUUUGGAAUUUGCAAUGAGCCUGAAUUUAUGGGAAUUGUGACUGAAUAUGUGACCAAUGGAUCACUGGACCAUCUGCUGCAUCAGAAAGAAACCUACCCUACACUUCCUUGGUCAUUGCGAUUACGCAUAUUGCAUGAAAUUGCGCUCGGGGUAAAUUUCCUUCAUAACAUGAACCCACCGUUGCUGCAUCAUGACUUGAAAGCGCAGAACAUUCUGCUCGAUAGUGAAUUCCAUGUCAAGAUCGCAGACUUUGGCCUCUCAAAGUGGCGGCGUUUGACCAUGAGUAAGUCGUCAGGCCUGAAGUCUCCUUCAACUGGAGGAACAAUUAUCUAUAUGGCUCCUGAACAGUAUGAGCCGAGCAAAAUUAAACGUGCAGAUGUGAAACACGACAUAUACAGCUAUGCAAUAAUCAUGUGGGAGGUUCUUUCAAGAAAGCAGCCAUUUGAAGAUGCUACAAAUCCAAUGCAGAUCAUGUUUAGCGUACUACAAGGUUCUCGACCAGACACCAGUGAGGAGAGCUUAUCACAGGACAUUCCAUAUCGUGAGACUCUGCUGGAGCUGAUGACUAGUGGCUGGUCAAAAAACCCUGAUGAACGACCUUCCUUUACACGGUGCCUGAUGGAAUUGGAGCCAGUGGUGCGAACAUUCAAUGAAGUGACUGUACUUGAAGAUAUUUUACAACUUAAAAGAGGAAAAAUGAAUAGUGACUCGGACCUUUUGUCAUCAGGAUAUACAAACAAACUGAAUGGGGAUUUGAAGACACAUCAUAUAUGCCCGGUACCAGAAAUGGUAGAGAGUAUGGGUCCCCGAUCACUGCGCUCACAUCAGGAAGAGUGCUGUUUACCACAGCCAUCACAGGCCAGCCAGCAGCCACUUCAAUUUAACAUUUUCCCUACAACAGAUAUCGCAAAUCCUAAUUUUCUAUCAAGUUUGAAACCUCAAUGUGAAGAGUUAAACAGAAUAUCGUCAAUUGAAUUCAGUCUUGAAGAUAACCUGCAUCGCCGUUCUGCUGAAUAUCAAUCCAACAGUUUCUGUAAGCCUGGUAAAGGAGUUCCUGAAAGUGAACCUGAUUCUGGACCAGGGGAAUUUAUCCUUCAGCCCUCUUUGACUGAGUUUAUCUUCCAAGGGGUGGCUCAACAGUGGAUUCAGAAUAAAAGAGAGGACAUUGUCAGUCAGAUGACGGAGGCGUGUCUCAAUCAAUCCCUGGAUGGCCUGAUCGCCCGAGAUCUAAUAAUGCGAGAGGACUACGAGCUUAUAGCUACUAAACCCACAAGGACAGCUAAAGUCCGAAAGCUACUCGACACCUGUGACAACCAGGGAGAAGAUUUUGCCAAAGUUAUUGUUCAAAAGUUAAAGGAUAAUAGACAGAUGGGUCUGCAGCCUUUUCCAGAUUUGUCUGCUGUGCCUUCUCCAGUCGCUUCUGGGAGCUUUUCAUCAACAAAUCUCAAAUACAAGUGACAAGGACUGACUUGUUUUAAUUAGAUUUUAUCUCCAUGACUUUUGGAGAUAAAUGACUCUCUUUUCAGCAACUUUAAACUAUGAGGAGUUACAAAGUUUAAUAAUUCCAUAUCGGGAUCUACAGCUAAUGUUUUCAGUUCUGUUACAGUUCAGUGGAGUUUUGAAAUAUCUUGCAUAUCUGUUAUAUUUCAGAGAAGUCUACUGCUGGCCUGCCCUGGUCUCUGGGCUUUCUGAUCUUACACUGUCCUUGUGCUGCAAAUUGCAGGUAAUGAACAGUGUUGAUAUAACAUUGGAUGCUUCAAAUAAAAAUAAUGGAGUUUUUUUUAUCUUGCGGACAGAAAUUGUGUAAGACCCUGCCCAUUCAACCAUGGACAUGGACAUUCAACCUUGCUUCCUCUCAUUCUGGGGGAUUUUUGCUUAAUGUCCAUUAGCCACAGAUAAAUUCUUUGCAAGGCUGAUAGAUUGGAUACUUCUGCGAAGCUGAGUGUGAGACAUUGCAGGGAGAUGGUGUGGUGACCAAGAAUUAUCUUCUCAAUGAGCUCUGUGGUUUGAGCAUAGACAUUGACACUUGACUUCAAUUACAGUCUGAGGUUGGUUUCUCUUCAUAGCUGGAGAAGGAUAUGAAAGCAUUUGCAGUUGAGAUGUGAAAGGAAGAAAAAGGAUAAGAUAUUCUGAAAAUGUAAUUUUCAGCCUGCAUUCUUUGCCUUAGUGGAUAGAGACCAUUCUCUAUUGAGUAUGAGACCAUCAGCCAAAUAUGUUCCUAAAUAAGCUGGUAACAGGUACAAUUACAGUUGGUUUAUAAUCUUAGUGUUAGGAUUGCUAUAUUAUUUAAAAGGUUGAUUGUUUGUCCUUUGUCUAAAAUUCCUGUUGUGUUCCUACGUGUGGGAAAUAUUGCUGGUCUAGAUCUACAGUAUGCAAUGCCUGAAGUGGAAGUCUUUACACAAUUGUAUUUAUAAGUUAGUGGAAUUCCUUAAGAGGCUGGUGUUUUUAAACAGAAUUAUUUUUUGGCUGUUAGACAGUGUUUUGUAAAGACUGCAGUACUGGACCUUGUUGAUCCAAUGAGAUGAAGUCCCAGCUGUCUGAGCCAUAUGUUACUGCAGCUUCUCCUCUUCACUGUUUAGUUUGUCGGCAAUUUUCUUUGUUGAAUUUAGUUAUCCAAAGUAAACCACGGCACUUACUUAUUGGUUUAUCGUAAUUGUGUCGUUUUAUAUUUUUGAUGUAUGUUGAUUUUGUACAAAUAGUUCAGACUUUCGUUUAUUAUUUAACAUGAACCCACAAUAUUUUAAUCCCAGCCAUAGUUUAGAAGAUGUUACUUUCUAUAUUAACACUUAAUAUAGAGUGAACAGAAGCUAGGAAAUACCUAUCCUCUAUAGGUGCUCAUAUGAAGGUUAGGCCAUCCCAGAUGAAUUUCACUUUAUUUUUCUGUUUGCAGAUAUUUAAAUGCCUCAAGACACCACACUAAAUGAAGAGCAUUAUAUAAAUGCAGGUGGUUGUUGCCAUUGUAUUCAUGAAGAAGAAUGAGUCAAAUUCUGUAGGGGAGCCUAUUAUAAGG